GUCGCCACCACCGGCGCUCUAUCCUUCCCUUUGCGGUGUGCUACGACAAGCAGACUGUUUCUGCGGCUUUGUUCGCGUUGAAGAUCUAUAUCUAGCUUAGGCCUCCUUGCAAGGGGAUAUGAUCGGAUGGCGUACAACUCUCACGGCUUAGCCCUUCUCACUGCAUUGCCCAUUGUCCUUGGAGUGGUUCUCAUCAUUCUCGUCGCUCUUCUGUGGCGCGCUCAUGGGAGCAAAAGAUGCCGCUGUUAUGGACGAGGAGUCCGAGAGUCUCUCAGGGCUCGUCCUUUCACGUUGUUCUUUCCUCCGAGUCCCGACUUCAUCCGUUCUCAGACUCGCAGUCCGAGUGAGGAGGAGGACAAGGACCUACCGCUGUCCGAAUCAUCUAUUGAAGCCAAGGCAGGCACGCUGUAUACCAUCACCGAGAGAGACGAGAUCGAGGAGAGCAUAAGGACCGGGACAUGGACAGGAAUGGGCGCUCGAUCAAUACCACGGAGUCAGGAGAGGGACUCCGAGCAAGGGAGAUUGACAUCCCAGAGUUCUCGGGCGACCUUGAGGCAUCAUCAUGAUGCCAAUGACGGAGAGCACGAGGGUUAUACGCAGAAGGAGAUAGUCAGGAGUCUUAGGGAAAGGCCAUCACAGGAUACAUUUGACGGCAUCACUGGACGACUGGCGGAGUCUCCUCGAAACGGCGAACGUUUACCAAAAUACCUCCCGUCGCCCACCACAGCCUCGCCCUCGACUCCAAGCCGACCUAUCACCACGAACGUCACUCCGCCCAUACGAGACAGGACUAGAACCGUCUUUAAUUCCUUUGGCGACCGGUUGGUCGCCCCUGUGCGUCAAGCACCACAAACCACACCUCUCGGGGAUCUCGUCCCAGGGUAUUUCCCUUCGCCCACCGUUAUUACACACAUCAACUUGCCUCCCCUCGUUAUGUCGCCUCUACCACCCCCACCUCCUUCAGCGCGACCCACACGACCCAUUCGACCGCUUCCUCCAUUACCUAUACCUCUCGUUCCUGUUCGCCCACCACUCCCUGAACACCCGCCGCCGCCACCACCGUCUAGCAUGCAUAGGUCUCGAAAUCCGGUCUACACAGACCUUCCGCCUCCGUAUGCCAAGGUCACGAUGAUAUGACCUUUGAACUUGCCCAGCUUCGAUGGCAUGGCAGAGCGAUCCGUGAGGACUCGACAGCACGACAUUUACGACUACGGACAUUCACGACUUCACUUUGUAAAUUAUACAUACUGUACCGUCAUUCCACGAGGCUGUUUACACAGGGUAUCAAUCCGUUGCUAAGAGGUCCCCAGACAACCCAGUCAUUACAUUCUCGUGCCAAAUCUUCCUUGUUUGUGAAUAACUGACAUCAAUCGACCAAACCUGACCCUGUCAAGAGACAAGGCCUUCAAAUUUGCCCCUGUCAUCAUACUCUCCCUCACUCCUCCAAAUCGCUGUCCAUAGACUCCGAAUCCGUGGUUAACUGGCUCGUCCAGUGGUAGCCCUCCGCCCAUUCCGAUUUAUCCGGCCAGUCCUUAUCAGCCUCCUCGCCAACAACAAUUCUCACGCCUUCUAUUGUCCGCAAGUUCUCCUCUUGAUAAAAGGCGAUGAGACAUCUAUCAAACGACACGACAAUCGGGUCUCCGCCGGGAUGGGAGCUGCCUCGAGCUUUUGCGCGCAUGAGGAGACCUCGUCUUAACGAGUUAAACGUGGGGAAGCCGCCUUGUUCAGAUUCGGCGUCGACUUCGACAGUCUCGAAUCUAAUGCGAGUAGCGGAUGGAAAGAUGGAUGGGAUGUAUGGUCGCGACACUGCCUUCGAGACUGGGAGCGCAGUGGGAGUUGGGUUCUUUUCUAAUGGCUCUCUCCCGACCUCCUCGGUCACCACUUGGUCCACGUCCCGCGCCUCGAAUGCCUCCAUGAAUCCGUACGCAACAUCACCUGAGAUACAAAGUUCGGUCACGUUCUUCAUGUGGCCGAAAGUCUGCUCCCAUCUGUUCUGAGAGACAUGGAAACGUCCCGACACAGCCAAUGUCCGGACAUGUUCGAGAGGUAGCUCGGCACAUAUCUCCGUGAGCAGGCGAGCGGCUGCCUUUUUGGGAUACGUGGGGGUGCUCACCCACGCAACAGAGAAAUCGUACUUCAUGGCCGGUUCGUCGUCGAAGGGGAAGGCUGGGCCGCCCGAAUAGGACUUCGAACCGCCGUCCUCGAACUGUCGAAAACGUAGGCCGUUGAAUCUCGACUCAUCGAUGACGAGCUUCGUGAGCCUGGAGGAAUCGGUGGCACAUUCCCAACGGCGUUCCUUUCCGCAAAGACGGGCGACCAUGUCACGUAGAGCAGGCCCAUAGAAGGCGGGAUCGUUUUCGUGAGCUAACUGCACGACCUCGAUGAUGACUUUUGCGUCGGGAGGGAUAGAGAGGCGGGUGACAAUCGGGGCACAUAUGCU
Stereum hirsutum FP-91666 SS1 is the source of this 2440-nucleotide messenger RNA. RefSeq lists its product as uncharacterized. The transcript has 2 exons. The record is from RefSeq and is a predicted model, not a curated record. NCBI's taxonomy places the organism in Eukaryota, Fungi, Basidiomycota, Agaricomycetes, Russulales, Stereaceae. Bases 127 to 1137 code for a protein of 336 amino acids.